Molecule: messenger RNA, 3387 nt
Organism: Ylistrum balloti
Lineage: Eukaryota; Metazoa; Mollusca; Bivalvia; Pectinida; Pectinidae
Exons: 9
Coding region: 95-1645 (516 amino acids)
Biological process (GO): chromosome segregation; mitotic cell cycle
Cellular component (GO): spindle microtubule; outer kinetochore
Source: RefSeq, a predicted model, not a curated record
ACCUGCAUACUAGAUUGACUGCCUUUCUUCUCAUUUGGGAUAGUCCAAUUAGACCAAGAUAGAUACACAGAUUUUGCAGUUAUCAAAAGGGAAUAUGGACAAUGGGUCAAAGUUGGAGAGCUUUUUCAUACGUCUUCGUAAAGUUGGCCUGGCAACAGAACGAGGUGUGGCAGAAUUGGCAGAGGAUUUUGAUAAAAACAAAAAGCGAUGUCCUUCUAAAGCCAUUUUGAAGUUAUCAGACUUAAAGAAGCAAGUGAAGGAGAAAAAGGUGGAGGUGAGGGGUAAGAUGGAACACAUGAAGCAGACAGGCGAAGCAUUUGAUGAGUUCCUAGGUCUGUGUGGCUCCCUGAUAGCAAAACAACAGAAGGCUGUGCAGGACAUUGAGUCCUUCAUGCAGCAGUAUGGCUACACGCCUAAAGUCACUCAGAAACCUAACGAAGACGAGGAUAAAGAAGAGGACAUGGAUGCAACAGAAAACACAGACAAAGGGAAUACAGUGUGUACUCCACCCCCUUGUCGUGGAGAAGUUCAGGAUACUUCCAAAACACCCAAGACACCUGUCAUGGAACACACAAGACUUCAGUCUUUCAAGAUGAAAACUGCAGCUGCUACCAAUACCAGUACAGCUAUAUACAGCGUCCAGCCAAUGAGCAGAUCCAACCAGGUGCCACAGGUGUUUGAACACAAUGGCCUCUUUGUCACACCAAGUCUGAUGGGGGAUAAGAAACUUCCGCUACAAACUCCAGACGCACACCAAUCAAACCAAUAUGGCAGUCCAUACUCAUUGUGGAGCCCAGCACAGUCUGAUGUACCAAGUCAUCAGAAGAUUCCCCGCCUGGAUCUAGAUGACCAUACAUCUUUGGAUCUCACCAGCCCUGAGAUUCAGACUCCCAGUAUGCGACGUCUUGCUCAGCUGUCCAGUGUUCGUAACCCAGAUGUUCAGAAGUUAUCCAAGUCUGUGUCAGAACAAAUGAUGGCCUGCAGUCCAGCAACUCCAAAAUUCCAAACACCAAAUUUAAAAAAUCUACUGCUGAAGAAAAACACAUCUGUCCAUAAGGCCUGUCCUUUACAGAAUCCUGGGAUUGGAGUUAAGAACCUUGCCCAGUCAGAUCCUGUGGACUUGAGUGUGAAGACCCCUCCCAUCUCAAGGAUAUAUACAACAGAGACUCCUAAAACUCCAGAAAUGACUUGUGAUUUAUUGAAAUUACGAGAGUUGGCAAAUAAUACCUUCAAUUAUGAGCCGUCAGCAUUUUUAAAUGUGAAAGGGAUUGAGAAUACCAGCAUCCAAAGUGGUGUACCACAACCACCAAAGCUGUCCUAUCUCCAGACACAGCCUGACACACCAAAAACACCAGAACUCACACAUAACUUUCAGUCGUUCCGGGCACUUUCCCAUGUUCCAGUGCCUAAGUUUGAGUCACUAGCAGAGAGACUUGGCCAGAACCUGCCUAGUGUAACCCCACCAACACCAGACAUGCUUACCACAAGGCUAGACCAACUGAAGGCAGAACACAGCUCUCGCAAGACCCACAACAAGUAUGGCUCACUCUCGUCACAAGUCGACUUUGACUCUCCCCAGCUCCUCGGCACGUACAAAUUCAGAAACACAUAUUCUACUAAGGAAAAUAUGCCUCCACAAAACUGACAGAUCUUGUGAAAUAUGUAUUCUUUGUGGCUGAUGAAUGUGGCAUCAAAGUGGCAUCAGCAAAGUAACAUUAGUAAAUCUUAUAUAGCUAGAUCACAUAAUUAGGGACAUAGCAGUUUGUGCAUGUAGCUCAGUUUCUCAUAAAUACAAGUGCUAUUUAAAUUUGGAAUAAAAAAAACUUGGAAGUAGAGCCAAUGUCGGUGCCAAUGUUUUGAGUGUUUGGUUAAGUGGUCCCUCCACUGGUAUAUGAAUACCACUAGGGUAUGCAGAGUGUUCACUCCAAAAGUAAAAACUAUAAGCCAGGGGUAGGGAGUUUACACAACAUACACUGACUGCAGAGGUUCAGGUGGUUAAUACACUUUGAUCAUGCUAAUCUGUUUUGCCCACACCAAACUCAUCAGGGCAACGUUACAUGAAAUUAUAAGUCUGAAAGUACAAAAAGUAAAAUGGUCAAUGUGUGAGGUAUAAUAAAAUGUUCAUUAUAUGCUCUGUCACAAAUGCUAGCAAAUGGAACUUAUAUACAUACUACAGGCAUAUAGAUAUUUAUGUAACCUGUCUCUUACUCGUCUUGACAGUCCUCCAAAAUAUACCCUGGUUCUCUGUAAUCUACUUGUUGUGGUGCCUCUUCUCGUACGUUUUCUGAAAUUGUUCAGUGGUAAAUCUUCUUAAAUGGUUUUGGUCAUGAUUAUUGUUUUUGUUAAUUUCUGUUACAUCAUAAUCUAAAUAGCACAACCACUGAUAUAGCAUUGGUUAAAUAUGUCAAAAUACCAGUUUUUAGUCAGUCAAAAGUACUUAUUACACAUUAUUUAGAAAUUUAAUGUGUAGACCGGUCAUGUGGUACAUGUGAUGUCAAAGUGUUAAUUUUGACUGACUGUGUCUAAUAUGUAAACAGUAGUGUAGAAGACAGAUACUUCUCACAUGAUCCCAUUUUCCUGUGAUGCCCUUGACUGCCAUCCAUCCAUCAACAUUUUCAACAAAUUGCUACUGGCUACAACUAAGCCGGUUUUGAGCAAAUUUCGUCAGAAGCAUCUUUUGGGGAAGGUAAACAAUUUUCUUCAUGAAUGGUGGGUCCUAGCCCCAGGGCCUGAGGUACAGGGCUCAAAAGGAGUAAAUUUUGCAAGUUCUUGAAGAUCCUACACCUCCUUUAGAAAUAAUUUGUGGCCAAAUUUGGUUUGAAGUUUUUUGGGUGAGAGGGAAUCAGUUUUGUAAAAGUUGUGGGUUUUGGCCCCCUUGGGCAGGAGAGACUAAGAAAAAUAGAGCAAAUUCUUUGAAAUCCUACUCCUCUUGUAGGAAUGAUUUAGUAUGAAGUAUGAAUGGUUUGGCUGACCCCUUAAGGACAGAGGGUUGGGGUCCAAUAGGGAAAUAAAUAUGUUUUUUGUUGUGUGCUUGGAUAUUUAGAAUUUCUUUUCCUUUAGUUUAGAUGGAGCUAUUUCAUGCAAACAAUACCAGGUGAGUGAUACAGGCCCAAUGAAACUCUUGUAUAAUUUUGGCCUGUGAGUUUAUCAUGAGGUAAAGAUGACCAUGGCAACAUUUGGCUGGGUUGAUUGGUUUUGAUAAAGGAUGUUGACUAGUGUUGUUGCUUAAAUAUGUCCUUGUCAGAACAAAUUUGAAAAAAAAAAUAAACAUUCAGGUAUAAUGUACAAAAUGAGGUGCCUUGCUUAGCAACUUAACUACAACCUCUGGCUACAAAAUUGACACACUAGAGUGAAUCCCUCCUAAUAGUUUACCAGUUACAGUAGAUG